AUGGCCUCGCUGGACCUGCCCUACCGCUGCCCCCGCUGCGGGGAGCACAAGCGCUUCCGGAGCCUGUCGUCGCUGCGCGCGCACCUGGAGUACAGCCACACGUACGAGACGCUCUACAUCCUCUCCAAGACCAACAGCAUUUGCGACGGCGCCGCGGCGGCCGCGGCUGCCGCCGCCGCCGCCGCCUCCGGCUUCCCUCUGGCGCCUGAGCCUGCCGCCCUGCUGGCCGUGCCAGGCGCCCGGCGCGAGGUCUUCGAGAGCACGUCCUUCCAGGGCAAGGAGCAGGCGGCCGGGCCGUCCCCCGCGGCGCCACACCUGCUGCACCACCAUCACCACCACGCACCCCUCGCCCACUUCCCUGGCGACCUGGUGCCCGCCAGCCUGCCCUGCGAGGAGCUGGCUGAGCCGGGCCUCGUGCCCGCCGCCGCCGCGCGCUACGCGCUCCGCGAGAUCGAGAUCCCGCUGGGGGAGCUAUUCGCCCGCAAGUCCGUGGCCUCCUCGGCGUGCUCGACGCCGCCGCCCGGGCCUGGCCCCGGGCCCGCCUCUGCCUCGCCCGCGUCUCCCUCGCCCGCCGAUGUGGCUUACGAAGAGGGCCUGGCUCGCCUCAAGAUCCGAGCGCUGGAGAAGCUGGAGGUGGACCGACGGCUGGAGCGGCUGAGCGAGGAGGUGGAGCAGAAAAUCGCGGGCCAGGUGGGCCGGCUUCAGGCCGAGCUGGAGCGCAAGGCGGCGGAGCUGGAGACUGCGCGGCAGGAGAGCGCGCGGCUGGGGCGCGAGAAGGAGGAGCUGGAGGAGCGUGCUUCCGAGCUCUCGCGCCAGGUGGACGUGAGUGUGGAGCUGCUGGCCUCGCUCAAGCAGGACCUGGUGCACAAGGAACAGGAGCUGAGCCGCAAGCAGCAGGAGGUGGUGCAGAUUGACCAGUUCCUGAAGGAGACAGCGGCGCGGGAGGCCAGCGCCAAGCUGCGGCUGCAGCAGUUCAUCGAGGAGCUCCUCGAGCGGGCCGACCGCGCCGAGCGGCAGCUGCAGGUCAUCAGCAGCAGCUGUGGCAGCACUCCCAGUGCCAGCCUGGGCCGCGGAGGUGGGGGAAGUGGUGCUGGGCCCAGUACCCGGGGCCCAGGCAGGACGCGAGAACACCACGCGGGCCUGGCCAUGCCUAGCACGUACGCGGUGUCACGGCAUGGCUCUUCUCCCAGCACAGGGGCCUGCAGUCGCAUCCCAGCUGCAUCCCAGAGCUCAGGCUGCUAUGACAGUGACAGUCUGGAGCUGCCCCGGCCAGAAGAGGGGGCCCCUGAGGACAGUGGCCCCGGGGGCUUGGGCACACGGGUCCAGGCUGCCAACGGCGGCUUGGAGCGGGCCCAGCCCCCUCGCAGCUCAGGCCUGCGGCGCCAGGCCAUCCAGAACUGGCAGCGCAGACCUCGCCGACACAGCACGGAGGGGGAGGAAGGUGACGUCUCGGAUGUGGGCUCCCGAACCACCGAGUCAGAGGCUGAGGGCCCUUCGGAUGCCCCCCGCCCUGGGCCUGCUAUGGCUGGGCCGUUGAGCAGCUGCCGGCUCUCUGCCCGCCCUGAGGGAGGCAGUGGGCGGGGUCGGCGAGCUGAGAGGGGCAGCCCCUCACGCUCCAAUGAGGUCAUCAGCCCGGAGAUCCUCAAGAUGCGAGCCGCCCUGUUCUGCAUCUUCACCUACCUGGACACGCGCACACUGCUACAUGCCGCCGAGGUCUGCCGGGACUGGCGCUUCGUGGCCCGCCACCCUGCCGUCUGGACACGGGUGCUGCUUGAGAAUGCCCGCGUCUCUUCCAAGUUCUUGGCAAUGCUGGCUCAGUGGUGCACCCAGGCCCACUCGCUGACACUGCAGAACCUGAAGCCCCGGCAGCGGGGCAAGAAGGAGAGCAAAGAGGAGUAUGCCCGGAGUACCCGGGGCUGUCUGGAAGCAGGGCUAGAGUCUCUGCUGAAGGCGGCUGGGGGGAAUCUGCUGAUCCUGCGCAUCUCCCACUGCCCCAACGUCCUCACUGACCGUUCGCUCUGGCUGGCCAGCUGCUACUGCCGCGCCCUGCAGGCUGUCACCUACAGAAGCGCCACAGACCCGGUGGGCCAUGAGGUCAUUUGGGCCCUGGGCGCAGGCUGCAGAGAGAUUGUCUCCCUCCAGGUGGCGCCACUUCACCCCUGCCAGCAGCCCACACGCUUCAGUAACCGCUGCCUACAGAUGAUCGGUCGCUGUUGGCCCCACCUCCGGGCCCUGGGGGUCGGGGGUGCCGGCUGUGGGGUGCAGGGCCUGGCAUCACUCGCGAGAAACUGCAUGCGACUGCAGGUCCUGGAGCUGGACCACGUGUCGGAGAUCACCCAAGAGGUGGCGGCUGAGGUCUGCCGGGAAGGCCUGAAGGGACUGGAGAUGUUGGUGCUCACGGCCACCCCUGUCACCCCCAAGGCCCUACUGCAUUUCAACAGCAUCUGCCGGAACCUCAAGUCCAUUGUGGUCCAGAUUGGGAUUGCUGAUUAUUUCAAAGAGCCCAGCAGCCCUGAGGCCCAGAAGCUGUUUGAAGACAUGGUGACAAAACUCCAGGCCCUACGGCGGAGGCCCGGCUUCUCUAAGAUCCUGCACAUCAAGGUGGAAGGCGGCUGCUAA
Mesoplodon densirostris (Blainville's beaked whale) is the source of this 2619-nucleotide messenger RNA. It is a transcript of the gene FBXO41, whose product is annotated as F-box protein 41. The record is from RefSeq and is a predicted model, not a curated record. Bases 1 to 2619 code for a protein of 872 amino acids. Lineage: Eukaryota; Metazoa; Chordata; Mammalia; Artiodactyla; Ziphiidae. The transcript is spliced from 12 exons. Gene Ontology annotation, molecular function: protein binding.